GCCUUGUCCCCGAGAAGAUCAGUGUAGAGGCGGAGAAGGAGGCCCGACCUCUGCCUGGAAGGAGGAGGUGACCGGAGCUCUCAUCUCAGGAACAGGCUGCAGCCCGAGGCAGUGCCAGCGCCCGCUCUUCGGGAGGGUCUGGCAGGCUCUCAUUUGUCACCUGGGCACCUCCAUCGAUGUGGAUGUCACAGUCCGGGCCAUCGGACAUCCCUUCAUUCAGCAUGGAAGCAGCCAGUGAGCAGGACUCGGGGGCUGUGCCCGGGGAGAAGGCUGCUGGCAGCGCCUGGGAUUUGGGCACACAGGUACAGAUCAGGGUGGCCAUAGAAGCGGCCGAGGACGAUGACCCGGACAGUGCGGAGCUCAGGGCUGGGCUGGAAGGAAGCUGCAGUGAGGAUGACUACAGCCGCAAUGACAAGUACAGUGGAGCUGCCACAAGUGGCGGAGAGAAUGACGGAGAUGAGCUUGACCAAGACUGGAAGCCUCCAGACCCAGAGCUUAUCCAGAAACUUGUUGUACAGAUUGAGUACUACCUCUCUGACGAGAACCUGGAGAAAGACGCAUUUCUGCUGAAACAUGUCAGAAGAAACAAAAUGGGAUUUGUCAGUGUUAAAUUGCUUACCUCCUUCAAAAAGGUAAAACAUCUCACUCGAGACUGGAGGACAACUGCAUAUGCUCUAAGAUAUUCAGACAUACUUGAACUAAAUGAAGAUAACCGGAAAGUCAGGAGAAAAACUCCUGUUCCUGUUUUUCCAAGUGAAAACCUACCUAGCAAGAUGCUUUUGGUCUAUGACCUCCACUGUAUUCCAGAACUGCACUGCUUGAAUAAGGAGCAAGAGAAUGGGGGUAUGCAAGAGAAGAUAAUGGAGCAGCUCCUGAAGAGCUUUGGGGCUUUUGGAAGCAUUUCCUCUAUACGCAUCUUAAAACCUGGCAGAGAUCUUCCAUCAGAUGUGAAAAGAUUCAGCAGCCGAUAUGCUCAGGUUGGAACAAUGGAUUGUGCAAUUGUAGAAUUUGAAGAGGUUGAAGCUGCUAUUAAGGCGCAUGAAACCUUAAAUGCUGAAAGUGAAACGGAAGAAAGCAUAAAGGUGGUUCUAAUAGGUAUGAAGCCACCAAAGAAAAAAAUUCAGAAAGAACGAAGCAAGGAUGACGACGCAAAGAAUCUACGCAAAAAUAAGUCUCUUAAUAAAAGGGUUGAGGAGCUUCAGUAUGUUGGGGAUGAGUCCACAGCAUAUAGUUCAUCUGAGCCCGAUAGCAAUCCAAACUCCCCAAUGAUAGGCCGAAAGAUUCAGUCUACCAAUAAGCUAAGCCCCUCUGCUUAUCCAAAUAAUCACCUGAGUCCAAACGCCUCACCCAGAAAUAGCCCCUGGAGUAGCCCUUGUGGGCAACGUAAAGGAGUCAAGCAUUCUCCUCUGGCUGAAAGCAUGAGCCCUGAGACUUCCAGAAGAUCUACAGAGUAUUCUUCAGACAGCAGCAUCACUCCAUCCAGCAGUCCUUGGGUCCAGCGGAGAAGACAAGCUCAAACAGUCACACAGGAAAAAAGCCCAGCGUGUAGUCCCAUGUUAGGAAGAAAAAUACAGAAUGCAGAUGGACUUCCCCCUGGAGUCCUGAGGCUUCCAAGAGGUCCUGAUGGUACAAAAGGGUUCCAUAAUGGGACUGAAAGGAAUAAGCUUUUUGCAGAGUGAAUGCCAUGUAACCUUAUUAAACUGGCAGUGCCACCAUUGAGCACCAAGCAUCCUGUUAUUAAACUGCCCUGCAGACAAUGUUUGGGGAGCCUCCAGUAGCCAAAGGCUGGACUUUGCUUCUACCUGAAAAGAGAGAGGUUUGCAGAAAGACUGAUACGAAGUCUGUAUUUAUUAUUUUUUUAUCUGAUUUUCAUUUGUAAACCUACUUUGUACAGUGACGGCAGUUACACUGCUUUAUAUUUUUAUUUGUAUUUUUUAGUUUUUGUUAAGCACUUUUAAUUUCUAUUUUCUUCUCACUGGGUAACUGAAGCAAUUGCUGUGCAUAUGAUGCUUGUCUGUAAAAGGUCAUCAAAGCAACAGGUUGCAUUCUCUCCAAAGCCUAUUGGCAGCUAGGACUAGUUAAUCCAAUAGGAUGUUCUAAACCUUCUGCAAUGUUCAUCUUACACUUCCAAAGACAGAUGUGUAUAAAGAAUGUAUAUUUUCUGUGAUGUGAAUUAAAAUGAACUUCCAUAAGCAUUACAAAAAU
Nanorana parkeri is the source of this 2205-nucleotide messenger RNA. RefSeq names its product La ribonucleoprotein domain family member 6 (gene LARP6). The transcript has 3 exons. Gene Ontology annotation, molecular function: mRNA binding. Lineage: Eukaryota; Metazoa; Chordata; Amphibia; Anura; Dicroglossidae. Gene Ontology annotation, biological process: RNA processing. Gene Ontology annotation, cellular component: nucleus. The coding region runs from base 177 to 1679 and encodes 500 amino acids. The record is from RefSeq and is a predicted model, not a curated record.